UCAUCGAUCACCGGAACAAGCUAGCGACAAUCAACGUUUCCGGCGGGCGGCCCCCAUAAUUCAGGCUCAUUCAGGCAAGCUUGGAGUGAGGUAGCCGUCCGUUGAUCGACAAGUGCGCGUGCUAUUACUUCACGGGCAUAUAGACACACCAGGCCGAAUAGCUUGCUUGUUCGUCCGUCCCCACAGCUCGCGCGACCAUGGUGUGGAGGCAGAGCUUCCUGGACCUGAUCCUCAUCCCGCUCAGCCUGCUCCUCCCCAUGCUCUACCACGCCUGGCUCUACCGCGCCGUCCGCCGGCACCCACUCUCCACCGCCUUUGGAGUCUACUCUGCCAGCCGCCGCGUCUGGAUCUCCGGCAUGAUGAAGGACAACGACGACAAGAAGGGCGUGCUGGUGGUGCAGUCCCUCCGGAACGUGAUCAUGGGGUCCACGCUCAUGGCCACCACGGCGGUGCUCUUCUGCACGGGCAUCGCCGCCGUGCUCAGCAGCACCUACACCAUCAAGAAGCCCCUCAGCGACGCCGUCUUUGGCGCGCACGGCGAGUACAUGAUGGCGCUCAAGUACGUGGCGCUGCUGAUGCUCUUCCUCUUCGCCUUCCUCUGCCACUCGCUCACCAUCUGCUUCCUCAACCAAGCAAGCUUCCUCAUCAACACCUCUGCCCUUUCCGGAGACCUCGUGACCGGCGAGUUCAUUGGCGAGAUCCUCGAGCGCGGGUUCACGCUCAACUUCGUCGGCAACAGGCUCUUCUACGCCGGGGUGCCCCUCCUGCUAUGGAUCUUCGGCCCGCUGCUGGCCUUCCUGUCGUCCCUCGUCAUGAUCCCGAUACUGUACAACCUCGACGUCGUCAACGUUUCCGGCGGCGGAAAAGGGUCCUCGUCGGAGCACAGCAGCGGCUGCGUCAACGCCAAGGCCGACACGAACGGCAACGGAUGCAUGCAUGUCUGAUCAACGAUCCACCCAAGCAACAAAGCAAGUGCGGCUCGAUUGGUGGAGGAGGAAAAAGAUGUUUUGAUCAGUUAUUAUUUGAUCCUCGCGUGCGCGCGUCCGUUUGCUUUACAGGAUUAUUAUCAUCUUACUUAAUGUGUAUGCACGAUGAAACUGAUGAUACAGUAGACUGCCACAUUGGUGUACUUCAGGGUUCCCUUGUCAGCGAACGAGUGGGUUCUUUCUUGUCAGUUUGUACUAGGAACUAAUGCAUGACAUGGAACCCAUAUGCGUCUUCGAUCGUAGCGCUGCC
Molecule: messenger RNA, 1236 nt
Organism: Lolium rigidum
Lineage: Eukaryota; Viridiplantae; Streptophyta; Magnoliopsida; Poales; Poaceae
Exons: 2
Coding region: 198-944 (248 amino acids)
Source: RefSeq, a predicted model, not a curated record